Molecule: messenger RNA, 1870 nt
Organism: Protobothrops mucrosquamatus (brown spotted pit viper)
Lineage: Eukaryota; Metazoa; Chordata; Lepidosauria; Squamata; Viperidae
Gene: MOSPD2
Product: motile sperm domain containing 2
Source: RefSeq, a predicted model, not a curated record
UAGGACAGCUACUGCUGAAGGAAAGGACGGGGAUUGGCUUGCAGCCACGCCUGUCGUGCGGUGGUUGUCGCCGAAGGUUUCCAGCGCUGGCUGGUGUCAAUUCUUACUUCAGUCUGGGUCACGCGCCCUUUGCUUUUGGUUCGUGUGUUUCUUCCCUUUUUCUCGCUCGCCUCGCUGCGGCUCCUAAUCUGGUGUGAGCAGGACUAUGGCGGAUGACAACAGGGGCCCAUUAAUAAGUGAAAUCAGACAGCGUUUUGAGACCGAAUAUUUAUCAGCAAAAAGAAAUAAAUAUGAUUCCAGGGAUAUAGAAAGAUUGUAUCAAGAUGAUACCUGGGUUGAUAAUUUCUUAAUAUGGCGAGAUGAUAUUGUGGAUGAUACACUGAAGAUGAUUGAUGAAAGCUUUCAGUGGAGAAAAGAGUAUGCAGUUCAUGAUUUGACUGAAUCUUCUUUUCCAAAAUUGAUGCUUGAUGUUGGUGCUAUUUAUCUACAUGGUUACGAUAAGGAGGGCUAUAAAAUAUUUUGGUUCCGGGUGAAAUUACAUACAAAAGAUUCUAAAACACAAUUUGAAAAAAAGAAACUAGUAGCCUUUUGGUUAGAGCGCUAUGCAAAAAAAGAAAAUGGAAAGCCAUUGACAGUGGUGUUCGACAUGGCUGACACUGGACUGAGUAAUAUCGACUUUGACUUUGUCCGGUAUAUCAUUAGCUGUUUUAAAGUAUAUUAUCCUAAUUUUCUCACAAAAAUUGUGAUUUUUGAAUUGCCUUGGGUAAUGAAUGCUGCUUUUAAAAUUGUGAAAAAUUGGUUGGGUCCAGAAGCAGCCACCUUGUUGAAAUUGACCAAUAAGAAUGAAAUCCAGGAGUAUAUAACUGUUGAAUACCUACCACCCCAUAUGGGUGGGACUGAUGCUUUCAAAUACAGUUAUCCUCCAUUGGUUGAUGAUGAUUUCCAAACUCCAUUAUGUGAAAAUGGACCCAUUACUAGUGAAGAUGAAGCUGAAUGCAAAGAAGUAGACACCGAUAACAAAGACAACGUAGAUACUACUGAAGAACAAGCACUCAAUCCAAAAAAGGCAAAUACUUCAGAACAAACUCCAAAAUCAGAAGAGUGUGACAAAUUAGAUUCUAAAACAAAAAAUGCCAAGAAAGCACUUACCACUUUUAAAGGAUCUUUAUUGCAUAUCAGUCCGGCAGAGGAAUUGCAUUUUGGGUCCAAAGAAACUGCAGAGAAGAAAUGUUUGAUAAUUCUGACAAAUGUUACUAAAAAUGCAGUGGCAUUUAAGGUUGUGUGGCUUGUUUGCAAGACCGUUUUCUAAUUAUGGCAGCAGAAAUGGAACAGUGCUCUGCACUAGGGGCACAGGAACUAUCUCAAUUUUGGAAGGAAAUUCCUAGAAACAAAGUGAUGGAGCAUAGGUUAAGAUGCCAUGUUGUAGAAAGUAGCAAGAAUUCUUCUUUAAUUAUAAAUGAAAAUGCCUUUAACAGUCCUUCAAAAACUAAUGAAGAUUUACACUUUCAGUUAAGGCAACUACUACAAGCUAAUAAAAGACUUCAAGAACAGAUUGACCGUUGUGUCUGGUUCCAACAACUCACACUUUUCCUAGUCUUUAUCUUAGUCAUUAUUGUUUGCUUCUUUCUGUUGUGUGCUCCAGGAAGCUAAAUAUAAUGUCACAUCUAUACAAUUGUGCUGUAAAAAGGCAAAGAACCUUAUCCGCCAAAAGUGAGAUCUAUAUAGGUUUUCUUAAAAAAUAAAAAAGGAAUAAUGUGAUCUUUGCCUUUAAUCAGCACAUAUGAUUUUGUUAAUUUAUUACAAUUAAAUAUACGAGGUAAUAAGAGUGUUUCCACUGGACAUUAUAGUAACUUACAAAGUGAAAAUAAUU